CGCUGGUUACGACAACGAAAAAUUGCAACUCCUGCAUUUAAUCGUGCACUUAGUCCUGAAAUAGUUUACGAAUGCGCUAAUGACUUUAUAGGUUUAUUAAACAAAUUGACGGAUAUUCCGAUAGAUGCGUUCUCAUUAAUGCAACGCGUCACUAUUCAAGCUUUAGGAAAAUUUGCUUUUGCAUAUGAUAUGAAAGUUA
Molecule: messenger RNA, 199 nt
Organism: Racocetra fulgida
Lineage: Eukaryota; Fungi; Glomeromycota; Glomeromycetes; Diversisporales; Gigasporaceae
Source: the annotation of a GenBank genome assembly